Molecule: messenger RNA, 510 nt
Organism: Trichomonas vaginalis G3
Lineage: Eukaryota; Parabasalia; Trichomonadida; Trichomonadidae
Product: ankyrin repeat, PH and SEC7 domain containing protein SECG-related family
Exons: 1
Coding region: 1-510 (169 amino acids)
Molecular function (GO): protein binding
Source: RefSeq, a predicted model, not a curated record
AUGAAUGAUGAUGGAGAGACACCUAUUAUUAGAGCAUCUCGCUAUGGAAAUGUAGAUGUUGCGAAAUAUCUUGUUUCCAUCGGAUCAAAGAUCGACUCCACUUGUAAUUCCAGUGAUACUCCGCUUAUCAAAGCAUCGUCAAAUGGACGCUAUGAUAUGGUUAAUUACCUUUUAUCCGCUGGUGCAAACAAAGAGGCAAAGAACAGAUUUGGUGAUACAGCACUUUAUUGGGCUGCUGCAAAUGGCAAAUUAGAUGUUGUUAAAUUACUCGUAAAUAAAGGAGCUAAUAAGGAUUCAAAGAAUCUCAAAGGAAAAACACCACUCAUCAUAGCGGCUGCAAAUAAUCAUCUUGAUGUAAUUAAAUAUCUUGUUGGUAGCGGAGCAGACAAAAACGCUGCCAGCAAAUUUGGAGAUACACCAUUAAGUGUUUCAAAUGGACCUGUUAGAGAAUAUUUGAGAUCUGUUGGAGCAAAAGAUUCGACAGCUCCUCCUCGCCGUGGAUUUCAAUAA